UUGACUUUUCCUCGAUCUGGAGGAAGAAGUUUCCUUCCACAUUCUUUCCUUGUUCUUUGAGGACAUUCGAUGGAGGGUCUGCCCUGCAAAUUUCGCUCUUCAGAAAUCUCCAAGAAUGGUUUCUUCUUCUUCUUCUUGGCAUUCGACAUAUGAUGUAUUUCCGAGUUUCAGUGGCGAAGAUGUUCGAAGAACCUUUCUGUCCCACGUUCACGAGGAGUUCGAACGGAGAGGAAUCUUUACGUUCAAAGACAACGGAAUAGCGAGGAGUCGAUCCAUCGGCCCUGAACUUGAGCGAGCCAUCCGAGAGUCGAGGAUUGCGAUCGUCGUUCUCUCCAGGAACUACGCUUCCUCGGGCUGGUGCUUGAACGAGCUGCUUCAGAUCAUGAAACAGAGGAGAACUUCAGAGCAAACAGUCAUGACGGUUUUCUACCAACUGGAUCCAUAUGAUGUAAGGAAGCAUACCGGCAAAUUCGGAAGGGCUUUCAUGAAAACUCAUGUCGGUAAAUCAUCGGAGGAGAAGCAAAGAUGGAAGCAUGCUCUAACCGAGGUUUCCAACAUAGCCGGAGAGCAUUCAGAGAAAUGGUACGUUAUGUCCUUUUUGUCCGAUUUCCACUCUUUCAUCUCUUCUCCUUCGCAUUUUCAUGUGAGUUGGUUUAGGGUCUAGGGUUUGGGUUUGGGGUUUAGGGUCAGGUUAG
Tarenaya hassleriana is the source of this 695-nucleotide messenger RNA. Its product is annotated as probable disease resistance protein RPP1. Bases 116 to 664 code for a protein of 182 amino acids. Gene Ontology annotation, biological process: signal transduction. Lineage: Eukaryota; Viridiplantae; Streptophyta; Magnoliopsida; Brassicales; Cleomaceae. The record is from RefSeq and is a predicted model, not a curated record. The transcript has a single exon.